This is a messenger RNA of Haliotis rubra (blacklip abalone), 1383 nucleotides long. RefSeq lists its product as uncharacterized. The transcript has 3 exons. The record is from RefSeq and is a predicted model, not a curated record. Bases 172 to 1254 code for a protein of 360 amino acids. Lineage: Eukaryota; Metazoa; Mollusca; Gastropoda; Lepetellida; Haliotidae.
UGGACAUGACGUCAUAUGCAGGCCAGUUGAAAUUAUACUUGAACGAUACGACACUGUGAAAGUCACGUCAAUAAGAUGUGUAUAUACACUGAGUUAGUGUAUGAUUCAUAUUGGAUGUAGAAAGCCUCGUUUAUUGAACUCGAGGUUUAUACACGGAAGGAAAUUGUGAGAAUGGGUGUACGAUCUGCCUCCACCAUGGUGCUGAGGACGUGCCUGCUGCUGUGCGGCCUGUUGGGGAGCGUUACCCCCCAUGGGUAUCUCUUGGUACCCCUUCAACGUUCAAGUAUGUGGCGAGAAGGGUACAACGUCCCUGCGAAUUACAACGACAAUGGUUUGCGGUGUGGCGGUCCCGAGGUACAGCACAAAAGAAACAACGGCAGGUGCGGCAUAUGCGGCGACCCUUGGGACGCCACCAUCAAGGACAACGAGGCAGGCGGAAAGUACGCCACUGGCAUCAUAAGUAAAACCUACCAAGAAGGGGAUCGGAUGGCUGUGGAGGUGAAAAUCACCUCCAACCACAUGGGCUACUUUGAGUUUCGACUGUGCCCACACAACGAUGUCCACACCCCCGCGACCCAGGCCUGCCUGGAUGGACACCUACUGCAAGUGGAGUAUAACGGGCUGGUGUCGACCAAGUACAAGCUGGGGACAGGGACAGGGAUCUUCAAGAUGAACGUUCGACUACCCCCGGGCGUCACAUGCACUCAGUGUGUCUUUCAGUGGAAUUACCGGGCUGGCAACAACUGGGGAUGUGACGGUUCAGACUGCGGUUUAGGCAAGGGUCCCCAAGAACACUUCGUCAACUGUGCCGACAUUGCGAUAACGGGGAGCGGACAGCCUCAGACACAGACACAGCAACCUUCGACUGCAGCACCAGCAACGCCAGCACCAGCAACAGCAGCACCAGCAACGGCUGCACCAGCAACGGCUGCACCAACAUCGCCAGCACCAGCAACGGCUGCCCCAGCAACGCCAGCUCCCAGCAACACCAACAACGACAGUUGCCGAGCAACAGAAGCGUGGGCAGCAGUUCCCGGAAUGACAAACUGGUGUCAGACAAUGUGCAACUUCGGGUCCUGCCCGUCUUCUUAUUGCCACUGUGGACCGUCAACGGCAGCUCCCAGCAACAUCAACUACGACCGUUGCCGAGCAACAGGAGCGUGGGCAUUAGUUCCCGGAAUGACGAGUUGGUGUAAGACGAAUUGCGCUCACGUCCCCUCAUUUUGUCCAGAGAGUCACUGUGACUGCAGUUAGAGAUAUUCUCUCAAUGACGCAAGGCAUGGUGUAUUCAAUGCUUAAUGUACUCUCCACCAUAGUUGCACACAGUACACUGAGACCGUAGAAUCUACUUGUCCCAUUACCAUUAAACAAAAGUAGAAUCCA